Messenger RNA from Dujonia railenensis, 2022 nucleotides. The record is from the annotation of a GenBank genome assembly. NCBI's taxonomy places the organism in Eukaryota, Fungi, Ascomycota, Pichiomycetes, Serinales, Debaryomycetaceae.
AUGUCCCUUGAUAAGAAGAAGAAUUCAUCGAAGUUUUCUCUUCGAGAGGUAUUCAGUCCUAACCAAAAACUGUCGCUGCCUCCAGCAGACGAAACGAGCCCUUCAUCUCAUAGAUUUUUAUUGAAGAAGAAAGAUUCUAAAUCUAGUAUGAUUUCUCCGCAAACGAGCUCUUCAUCGUUAGGCUCCUUACUCAGAGGAAGGAACCACAGUAAAAGUGCCGAAGCUCUCAAUCCAGCAGCUUCUGUACUGCAUCACCAAGACACCACCACAGAUUCUGUUCCUGGCCUGCUAGACGUUACGCCGUAUACUCUGAAUGAAAGAGUUUCCGGGAAGCUUGAUGAUCACAGUGUGCCAGUGAAAGUAGCCGAGGACAAGCUGCACCACCACCACCACCACCAUCACCACAACAAUACUAACGCACACAAGGCACCUAAGCUCACUUCCAAUAAUCAUGGUCAUAAUUCUCACUCACAUCUCUCGCUCAAGAGAUUCUUAAAAAAGUUUAAACACUCGCCAACCUCAGAUCACCAUCAACACCCACACCAAAACAACUCCUCGACUGCUUCAAUUGCCUCUUCCUUGCAUGCACCACAUUUCUUCCACACCUCUAGCUCCUCGUCAAUCUCCUCGUCGGAAAUGUUUAAGAAAUAUGGUAACAUAGGUAAGCUUCUUGGUACAGGUGCUUCGGGUUCUGUUUCGCUCUUGACUUCAGAAUCUGACCCAAGUAAGAUCUACGCAGUGAAAAAGUUUAGAGCUAAAUUGCCGAAUGAAUCAGAGCUGGACUACAGAGUUAAAGUAAAGAAUGAAUUUAAAAUUGGUGAAAUCUUAAUUCAUCAAAAUUUGAUUCACACCUACGAACUUAUUAAAGAAACUAGCUCCAAGUUUUUAUCUGACACGGAAUAUUUUAUUGUCAUGGAAUAUUGUCCUUACGACUUCUUUAACUUGGUCAUGAGUGGACUUAUGGAUAGAAAGGAAAUUGCAUGUUACUUCAAGCAAAUUAUUAACGGGGUGGCAUAUUUGCAUGAGAAUGGGUUGGCCCACAGAGAUCUUAAAUUAGAUAAUUGUGUGGUAAACUCCAACGGUAUUUUGAAAUUAAUUGAUUUUGGACUGGCCGUUCACUUCAAGAGGGAAAAGGUUGUAAGUAAUCCUAACUCUAGCGAAGAUGAUUUGGAUGAGAAAUACAGAUUAAUUAGAGCUAGAGGAAUUGUCGGCUCAGAUCCAUAUUUAGCACCUGAAGUUUUUGAACCUUCCAAUUUUGGAUACGAUCCACGUUUAGUAGAUAUUUGGUCAAUUGCUAUUAUCUAUUGCUGUAUGAUAUUGAAGAGAUUCCCAUGGAAGUUGCCGAGAGAAAGUGAUCCUUCCUAUAAGGCAUUUGCUGGAAUUGACGAUGAAGUACAGGAGAAACCAAAGAGUAAUGGAGUAAGUAAGUUGGAAAAGGAAAUGAAGGGAUUGAGUGUAGAUAACUCAGAGGCAUCAUCAAUUCAAGCAAGUGAAAAACUGGCAUCAUCAAAAAUUGAUGCUGUUCCAAGGCAUCUCAUUCCUGAAAUUGACUCAACUAACGUAUCAAACUCGGCAACACCAGUAACAACAUCAACUAGGGAGGCAACACAAACACCAUCGCCAACCACGACGCCAACACCAACUCCAGCGCCUGAGGCUACGAAAGAAACAGCCCAAACAUCAGCAGGAGAUGGCUUGCCUCCACAAGCGCCAGCGCAAACAUCGACCCAAAAGAAGUUACCACCGAGAGGUCCAGAGAGACUUCUUAGAAUUCUUCCUUCUCAAGCCAGACCACUUAUCAGAGGUAUGCUCACUAUUGACACUAGCAAGAGAUUUUUAAUAGAGGAUAUUAUCAAGGAUGAUUUCUAUAAGGUCAUUGAGUUAUGCACUCAGGACCCAACAACUAAUGAUUACGUACCAGCAGAGGACCAUACUCACCAUUUAGUCACCGAAGAAGAGUUGCAAAAAAUUAACGAAGAAAAGGAAAAAAUGAAACACUUAAAAGAUGCUGGUAUGGCUUAA